Messenger RNA from Poecilia latipinna (sailfin molly), 3908 nucleotides. It is a transcript of the gene ints3, whose product is annotated as integrator complex subunit 3. The record is from RefSeq and is a predicted model, not a curated record. Gene Ontology annotation, cellular component: cytoplasm. Bases 1 to 3060 code for a protein of 1019 amino acids. The transcript has 29 exons. Lineage: Eukaryota; Metazoa; Chordata; Actinopteri; Cyprinodontiformes; Poeciliidae.
AUGGAGCCUGCACCGGCAAAGGCGAAGCCACAGGGCCGGCUCCUGGUGUCCACCCAGCUGGAUGCUAAAGACGAGUUAGAGGAGAGAUUGGAACGGUGUGUUGUGAUCGUCCAGGCACUGACCAAUGGGCUGUCAGAACGGGAAGCCAACGAUGCACUCACUGCCAACGUGUGUAAAGGCCAGCAGCAGCAUGAGGAGGUCUGUCUGGGUCUGUUUACCCUGGUCCUCACAGAGCCGACCCAGGCCCAGAGGUGCUACAGAGAUCUGACGCUGGUCAACAGGGACGGGAUGAACAUAGUGCUGGUGAAAAUCAACCAGAUCCUGAUGGAGAAGUUCCUCAAACUGCAGGACAAUCCCAGAACGCAGCUGGUGUGGCUGGUCAGGGAGCUGGUGAAGAGUGGAGUAAUUGGAGCCGACGGGGUCAUCAUGACUCUUCUGAAGCAGAUUGCAGGCGGAGACAUCUCCGCUAAGAACAUCUGGUUGGCCGAGAGCGUCCUGGACAUCCUGCUUGAGCAAAAGGAGUGGGUGUUGAAGAGCGGGAUGCUAAUAGCAAUGUCGGUGUACACCUACCUCCGUCUGAUUGUGGAUCACGGCACGCCGAACCUGCUGCCUCUGCGCCAGAAGGAAGUGGACUUCUGCAUCAGCAUGCUGCGGGAAAAAUUCAUGGAGUGCCUCAUCAUCGGCAGAGAUCUGGUUCGUCUGCUGCAGAAUGUCGCUCGGAUCCCAGAAAUGGAGCUGCUGUGGCGGGAUUUGUUGCACAACCCGCAGGUUCUCAGUCCUCAGUUUACAGGGAUCCUCCAGCUCCUGACAGCUCGAACGUCUCGGAAAUUCCUCGCCUGUCGACUGACUCCAGACAUGGAGACCAAGCUGCUGUUCAUGACCUCCAGGGUGCGUUUCGGGCAGCAGAAGCGGUACCAGGACUGGUUCCAGAGGCAGUACCUGUCCACGGCGGAGAGCCAGUCGCUGCGCUGCGACCUGAUCCGCUACAUCUGCGGCGUCGUCCACCCCUCCAACGAGGUGCUGAGCUCUGACAUCCUGCCGCGCUGGGCUAUCAUUGGCUGGUUGCUCACCACCUGCACGUCGAAUGUGGCGGCCUCCAACGCCAAGCUGGCCUUGUUUUACGACUGGCUGUUCUUCAACCCAGAGAAAGACAGCAUCAUGAAUAUAGAACCGGCCAUCCUUGUGAUGCAUCACUCCAUGAAGCCUCAUCCUGCCAUCACAGCCACGCUGCUGGACUUCAUGUGCCGGAUCAUCCCUCACUUCUUCCCCCCGCUGGAGACUCAGGUCCGGCAAGGCGUCUUCAAUUCACUCAACUUCAUCAUGGAGAAGAGGGUGCUGGCUCACCUUGCUCCUCUGUUUGAUAACCCAAAACUGGACCGAGAGCUUCGCUCGAUGCUCAGGGAGCGGUUCCCCGAGUUCUGCAGCCCGCCGUCUCCUCCCACCGAAGUGAAGAUGGAGGAGGCGGUUUCCAUGGAGAUGGACAACCACGUCCUGGACAAGGAGGAGGGCUGCUACGACCACACGGAGGCAGCGUUCAGCGAUGAUGAGGAGGAAGUCAACAAUAAAGGAAAAAAGAGGGAGUUCCGGUUCCAUCCGAUCAAGGAAGAGGUGAUAGAGGAGCCAGCUGACAUCACGCCCUGGCUCGACCAAUUAGACGACACCAUGAAGGAGAAGGUGCAGCAGAUUCAGAAGACCAGUGACACGGAGACCCAGUGCGAGGUCAUGCAGGAGGUUGUGGAUCUAAUCAUGGAGGACGACUUCGACACGGAGCAGAUGUCGGCUCUGGCUUCCUGUCUGGCUGAGCUCUUCAAAGAUCACUUCAGAGGGGAGGUUCUCCCUGAGGAGAUCACCGAGGAGUCUCUGGAGGAGUCCGUCUCCAAACCCGUCUGCCUGAUCUUCAGGAACCUGGUCACCAUGCAGGAGGACAACAGCGGCUUCUCGGUGCUGCUGGACAUGUUGGCCGAGCUUUACCAGAAGCAGCCGAAGAUCGGAUACCACCUGCUGUACUACCUGAAGGCCAGCAAAGCGGCGAACGGGAAGAUGAUGCUGUACGAGUCGUUUGCCCAGGCGACGGCGCUUGGCGACCUGCACACGUGUCUCAUGAUGGACAUGAAGGCGUGUCAGGAGGACGACGUCCGGCUGCUCUGCUACCUCACGCCGUCCAUCUACUCCGAGUUUCCAGAUGAGACGCUGCGGAGCGGCGAGCUGCUCAACAUGAUCGUAGCCGUCAUCGACUCCAUGCAGCUACAGGAGCUGAUGUGUCACGUGAUGAUGGGGAACCUGGUCAUGUUCCGGAAAGACUCGGUUCUGAACAUUCUCAUUCAGUCUCUGGAGUGGGAAACGUUUGAACAGUACAGCACCUGGCAGCUCUUCCUGGCCCACAGCAUCCCACUGGAAACCAUCAUCCCCAUCCUACAGCACCUCAAAUACAAAGAGCAUCCGGAGGCCUUGUCCUGUCUGUUGCUGCAGCUCCGCAGGGAAAAGCCAAGUGAGGAAAUGGUGAAGAUGGUUCUGAGUCGGCCCUGCCACCCGGAGGACCAGUUCACCACCAGCAUCCUGCGCCACUGGGCGUCCAAAUACGAUGACACGCUGGGGGAACACAUCAAGGCUCAGCUCAUCAAGAACAACAACCAGCCGCGCAAGAGGCAGAGUCUUCGUAGUUCGAGCAGCAAACUGGCUCAGCUGACCCUGGAACAGAUCCUGGAGCACCUGGACAAUCUGAGGCUGAGUCUCAGCAACAUGAAGAACAACUUCUUCACUCAGACUCCCAUCCUUCAGGCUCUGCAGCACGUUCAGGCCAGCUGCGACGAAGCUCACAAGAUGAGGUUCAGCGACCUGUUCGCCCUCGCAGAGGAGUACGAGGAUUCCCAGGCGAAGCCUCUGAAGUCCAGGAGGAAAGCGCCGGCCUCGUCGCCUCGCUCCAGGAAGGGCGUAGCUCCGCCCACCAACAACGAGGAGGAGAGCGCCUCCAGUAGUGCCUCAGAGGAGGAAGACUCAAAGCCCAAAGCGCCGAAGAGGAAGCGGAAAGGCUCGUCAGCGGUUGGCUCCGACAGCGACUGAUUGAACCCUCUGACCAAUCAGAUGCCAACAAACACCGCCAUCCGACCAGUCGCUCAGCGCUCCCCUCCCCAUCCCCCACGGAGGGAGAAGGAGGCCCCAGGUUUGGGACUUCAAAUCUGGGUCGUGGGCCAACUUCCUCCUGUUGAGAUUGAUGCCGUUGCCAGGGAGACGAGGCGCAAGCUGCUGGGUUUUGAUCGCGCUGGGAGGAGAAACCACAAACUCUUGAUCCAAAUGGACCGAUUUUUAAACAUGACGAGAGGGACCCCUGUAGUUUUUCCCUGGAGGGGCGUGGACUCGUGACUUCCUGCUGUUUUUAGCAGCUACUUCCUGUUUGUCUCGCUGCAGUAAAAGCAUCUGUUGUUCCUUCAUGUCAGGUGAAUUCUUCAUAAACACAAAUGAUGGUUUCAGGGUCUCAUUCGUCUGUUACUUGGGAGUUUUGAUUGGAAUGCAAAGUGGGGGUUGCUCAAAAGCACAACGGCAGCAACAGUCAUCGUCACGGCAACCUUUCACUGUCUUUACUGUUGUGUACAAAAACAAUCUCAAAUGUGGUUUUGAUUUUUUUUUUCAGUCCAGAGCUUCUGAUCUUUUCUGACUUUUGGCAGAAACACGAUAAGAUGGAUGCAGAUCAGCAGAAGUAUUUUUUUAUCGACGGUGAAUCUUUUACAGAGUCGCGUUUUUAAGGAUCUUUGAAACUAAAUCUUUAAGCUUUCCAAAGCCGAGUCAGAAAACAGCAGAAGUCCUCUGCCGCAGUUUUAUUUACAGCCAUAUGUCUUUACAAAGCCUUAACUGGUUCAGACACAGAGCUGAUUUUACAGGAUGUGAAAAAUAAUAAAUGAGCAAAUGAUGAA